AUGUGGUCCUCAGGUUCCCACUUGAAGCGCGUGUGUGCUGCAGCAACCGACGGUCGAACCUCGAAUGUUCGCUUUAUACAAAGUCAGCUUAAGGCGCUUCACCAAAGUAUCCUGGAAACUCGUGUCGAGAUCGUUGAGACCAUUUCUUCCGAUCAAUUCACCACCGAGGUAGAGGCGAAAUUAGAAUUUGCGUUGGCGAUAGGCGCGGUGAAACAGCACUACGAUACGAUCGACUUUGACCACGCCAUCGCGAAAGAGUACCGUAUUGCGAGGGGCGAGAACAACAUCGAACGCCGGGUGGGCCACGGUGUGGUUCUGAUCAAACCGACUACCCAUACACGUUUUUAUUCGAUUAUUUCCGCCGUGGCAUGCGCCAUCGCGGCAGGAAAUACUUUCGUGGUUGAGUGUGACGAUAUUCCAAUUGAUGCCUUGCUGUAUAUAUUGUUUCAAUCUAUGGACUGGGAGCUAUAUGGCCUUGUUCAGGGUUCCGUGACCAGUCAUGAGAUUCUCUCCACAGCCCUGGUCAUCGAUCAGACCGGCGCAGCGAUGAAUCUCAAUUGUGUCAAGUCCAUCCCCACCCUUCCCUCGAUUGCUGUGGUUGAACGCACAGCGGACGUGAUAAAAGCGGCCAAAGAAAUCCUCUCAGCGAAUCUUGCAUUUUCCGGCCAGUCACCACAUGCCCCAAAUUUGGUGAUCGUGAAUGAGUGGAUCAAAAAGGAAUUCAUAGAUACAGUUCUCCGCGAGGAUCGCAAUAUUGACCGCGAGUUGAAUUUCCCUCAUAACAGAGAUCCGGAAUGGAAGAAGAGUCUCGCAGAGGCCCAAGCUAAGGGGGAGGCAACACUUGUCGAGUCUCAUUCUGUCUUCAUCGUUGACGUUAAGGAAAGCUCAUCGCCUCUAAUCGCUCAGCGAGGCAGUGGCAGAUGUUUGACUCUGCUUACCGUCGCUAGUUUAGCGGAUGCUGUUCUUGCACUUUCCUUCAUACCCAAAUAUCUCACCGCGUACCAUUUCGCAAAACCGGAUGCUGGCAAGUUCCUGAGCCAACAUAUCGACAGCCACUUCUCGUUCAUCAAUCACAUCCCAGUGGAGAUCCUCGUCGGUCCAGCUCUGCCUCUCAAGCAAUCUUCAUUUUCACAUAGCCUACGCUACACAACCGAAAUGCUUUCCCGACCACGACCUGAGAUUAUCCAACCAAUUGAGAAUUCCAACAUCAAUCUCGAAGAUCUGGCUAACCUGGGAUCCUCCAAAUUACGACUUCUUGAGCAAAAAGCAGCAAAUCCACUGAAAGGGACUGGUCAAGGUCCUGGAACAGCCAUUGGAUUCUUCGAGCAAGGCAUUGUGGUGGGUGCCUUGUUCAUUGUAUUACCAGUUAUAUCAGCUGUAGGAUAUUCUACUUGGGUGUUUACACAGAAAUUCAUCCUGCCGAAUGCUCCUGGUAUCUCGUGGGCAUUCUGA
Penicillium manginii is the source of this 1452-nucleotide messenger RNA. RefSeq lists its product as uncharacterized. NCBI's taxonomy places the organism in Eukaryota, Fungi, Ascomycota, Eurotiomycetes, Eurotiales, Aspergillaceae. Gene Ontology annotation, molecular function: oxidoreductase activity, acting on the aldehyde or oxo group of donors, NAD or NADP as acceptor. The coding region runs from base 1 to 1452 and encodes 483 amino acids. The transcript is spliced from 5 exons. The record is from RefSeq and is a predicted model, not a curated record.